Messenger RNA from Cajanus cajan (pigeon pea), 817 nucleotides. Its product is annotated as SNARE-like superfamily protein. NCBI's taxonomy places the organism in Eukaryota, Viridiplantae, Streptophyta, Magnoliopsida, Fabales, Fabaceae. Gene Ontology annotation, biological process: endoplasmic reticulum to Golgi vesicle-mediated transport. The record is from RefSeq and is a predicted model, not a curated record.
AGGACUAAGGAGAGUUGCAUAAUGUGCAAUUUUAAUUCCGGUAGACCCAUCCACACCAGAACACUGCCUACUGCGGUGGGUUGCUUCCUUCUCUUACAACCCUUUUCAAUAUUCAGUCCAUCGAUUCGGUGGGUGCGGGUGCAGCGUAACCGAGCUAGUCCCCGAUCGGCGUCGGCACUCUGCCGGAGAACAACAUGAUUGUCUGCGUCGCCGUCGUCGGUCACCAGAACAAUCCGCUCUACAUUCAGAGCUUCACGGAGGCCGAUGACGCUCUCAAACUCCACCACAUCGUCCAUUGCUCGCUCGAUGUCGUCGACGAGCGAGUGAACAAUCCUAAAAAGUCUGGACCGAUGCUUAAUGAGACGUUUCUGGGACUGCUUUAUCCUAUUGAAAAUUACAAAGUAUAUGGAUAUCUGACUAAUACGAAGGUGAAAUUUAUCUUGGUGACCACGGAUCUGGAUGUUAAAGAUGCGGAUGUAAGAAAUUUUUUCAGGAGGUUCCAUGCUGCAUACGUAGAUGCAGUUUCAAACCCAUUCCAUGUGCCAGGCAAAAAGAUAACCUCCAGAACUUUUGCCGAAAGAGUGAGCACUAUUGUCAAGUCAUUUGGCUUUAGUUCUGCUGGGUGAACAACUAUAAUUAGUGCUAGUAUGAUGUUUUGUUGAUAUCUGGCACAAUUUUUUUUAUAUUAUUAUUCUAAGCUCUUGCCUUGUAGUUUUAGCAGUGGUAUAACGCUUAGGAACAUUUUGAACAUAAUUUUGUGUUGAAUUGUCAUAUUCAAAUUGAACCGUCACAUUUGCAAGAAGGUUGUUAGCUUGAA